Ictidomys tridecemlineatus (thirteen-lined ground squirrel) is the source of this 3127-nucleotide messenger RNA. It is a transcript of the gene Gata6, whose product is annotated as GATA binding protein 6. Gene Ontology annotation, cellular component: nucleus. NCBI's taxonomy places the organism in Eukaryota, Metazoa, Chordata, Mammalia, Rodentia, Sciuridae. Gene Ontology annotation, molecular function: zinc ion binding; RNA polymerase II cis-regulatory region sequence-specific DNA binding; DNA-binding transcription factor activity, RNA polymerase II-specific. The record is from RefSeq and is a predicted model, not a curated record. Gene Ontology annotation, biological process: positive regulation of transcription by RNA polymerase II; cell fate commitment; negative regulation of transcription by RNA polymerase II.
CAGCAGCGCCGCGCAGACCCCGGACUCGUGCUCUUUCACCGGCGCCCUCGGCCUCUCCCCGAGCCCAGGAGCACCCUCCGCCGCGGCCGUUCUCCAUGCUCAGCGCUCGCCCGAGGAGCUAAAAGCUAGCUAGAAGCAGCGCCGGACCGUGGAUGGCCUUGACUGACGGCGGCUGGUGUCUGCCGAAGCGCUUUGGAGCCGCGACUGCGGACGCGGGCGACUCCGGGGCCUUUCCAUCGCGGGACCUCUCCACGCCGCCUUCCCCCAUCUCUUCCUCGUCCUCGUCCUCCUGCUCCCGGGGCGGGGAUCGUGGCCCCGGCGGCGCCAGCAACUGCAGGACGCCACAACUCGACACACAGGCGGUGGCGGGACCUGCGGCCCGCUCGUUGCUGCUCAGCCCCUACGCCUCGCACCCUUUCGGGGCUCCCCACGGACCUUCGGCUCCCGGGGUCGCUGGCCCCGGGAGUGCCUUGUCGAGCUGGGAGGACCUGUUGCUCUUCACUGACCUCGACCAGGCCGCGACCGCCAGCAAGUUGCUGUGGUCCAGCCGUGGCGCCAAGCUGAGCCCCUUUACACCCGAGCAGCCCGAGGAGAUGUACCAGACCCUCGCCGCCCUCUCCAGCCAGGGACCGGCCGCUUACGAUGGCGCGCCCGGGGGCUUCGUACAUUCUGCAGCAGCUGCAGCUGCAGCCGCGGCGGCAGCCAGUUCCCCAGUCUACGUGCCCACCACCCGCGUGGGUUCUAUGCUGCCAGGCCUGCCGUACCUGCAAGGGGCGGGCAGCGGGCCCUCCAACCAUGCGGGUAGCGCGGGGGCGCACCCUGGCUGGCCACAGGCAUCAGCCGACAGUCCCCCAUACGGCAGCGGAGGCGGCGCGGCCGGCGGUGGGGCCGGGGGCCCUGGCAGCGCCGGCUCCGCCUCGGCGCAUGCCUCUGCGCGCUUCCCCUACUCGCCGAGCCCUCCCAUGGCCAACGGCGCAGCGCGGGAGCCUGGGGGCUACACUGCAGCGGGCAGCGGGGGCGCGGGCAGCGUGAGCGGCGGCGGCGGGGGCAGCCUGGCGGCCAUGGGAGGCCGGGAGCACCAGUACAGCUCGCUGACGGCGGCGCGGCCGCUGAACGGGACGUACCACCAUCACCACCACCACCAUCCAAGUCCUUACUCGCCCUACAUGGGAGCGCCAUUGACGCCUGCCUGGCCGGCUGGACCCUUUGAGACUCCGGUGCUGCACAGCCUGCAGAGCCGCGCCGGAGCUCCGCUCCCGGUGCCUCGGGGCCCCAGUACAGACCUGCUGGAGGACCUGCCCGAUAGCCGCGAGUGCGUGAACUGCGGCUCCAUCCAGACGCCGCUGUGGCGGCGGGACGGCACCGGCCACUACCUGUGCAACGCCUGCGGCCUCUACAGCAAGAUGAACGGCCUCAGCCGGCCCCUCAUCAAGCCGCAGAAGCGCGUGCCUUCAUCACGGCGGUUGGGGCUGUCCUGUGCCAACUGUCACACCACAACCACCACCUUAUGGCGCAGAAAUGCUGAGGGUGAACCUGUGUGCAACGCUUGUGGACUCUACAUGAAACUCCAUGGGGUGCCUCGACCACUUGCUAUGAAAAAAGAGGGGAUUCAAACCAGGAAACGAAAACCUAAAAACAUAAAUAAGUCAAAGACUUGCUCUGGUAAUAGUAAUAAUUCUGUUCCCAUGACUCCAACUUCCACCUCUUCUAACUCAGAUGAUUGCAGCAAAAAUACUUCCCCUCCAACACAACCAACAGCCUCAGGGGCGGGUGCCCCAGUGAUGUCUGGUGCAGGAGAGGGCACCAACCCUGAGAACAGCGAGCUCAAGUAUUCAGGUCAAGAUGGGCUCUACAUAGGCGUCAGUCUGGCCUCGCCGGCCGAAGUCACAUCCUCAGUGCGACAGGAUUCCUGGUGUGCUCUGGCCCUGGCCUGAGCCCCUCCUGCCAAGAGGCAGGGAGGGCUCCACCCAAGUCCUUGCAUCUCUUAUGUCUGAUUUUUGUCCAGCAGCCCAGAUGGUGGCAACGAUGCAGACAGAACAUUCCUCCAAUGUGUGAUUUCUGUGCCUUUGUUUUGAAAGAGAUAUAUUUCCCCAUGAAGCUUGUUAAAAGAAUAGAAGAUGCGACUCUUCCGGGGAAGGGCUGGUGAAGCAGGAAUGUGGCCUGCUUCAUCUAGCCAGGGCCACCUCCAGCCAGCCUUUCUUUGGGUCAGCUCCUGCAUGGCUUGCAAAAACUGGGACUUGGGCCAGGGCCUUGCCUGCUAAGGAAGAUGGACAAAGAAUCUUGAAAACAAGGUUUUACGUGCAUUGUCCCCCAUGUGUUUCUUCUAAUCGAUUUUGGUUAUUCCAGAAUUUAUUCAUACCCGUUCCACAUGCAGAUUUCACAAAUGUUCAUGGAGAAGAUCAUUGGAGGCCAUUUGGUACACAUCCUGGAGGCUGAGUGGGUUCCUGGAACUCUUUUGUCAAAAUUCCUCAAUUUGCAAGACUGCAUAGUAAACUCUAAAUGUACACUGUGACUGACAUUUCUCGAAGUUCAUCUUGUGUGACUGAUCUGAGGUCAGUCGAAAUUUGUAAACAGGGUAGCAAACAAGAUAUUUUUCUUCCAUGUAUACAAUAAUUUUUUAAAAAAGUGCAAUUUGCGUUGCAGCAAUCAGUGUUAAAUCAUUUGCAUAAGAUUUAACAGCAUUUUUAUAAUGAAUGUAAACAUUUUAACUUAAUGGUACUUAAAAUAAUUUAAAAGAAAAAAUGUUAACUUAGACAUUCUUAUGCUUCUUGUACAUCCACAUCCCAUUUCUAUAUUCCCAAUAGAAAAACUAUUUCAAGAACAAAUCUUCUCUCAGGAAAAUUUGCCUUUCUCCAUUUGUUAAGAAUUUUUAUACAAGAACACCCACAUACACCCUUUCUUUUACUGUGGAAUACAUGCUGGAAAAAAUUGCAACAAAACUUUACUACCUAACAAAUAGCAUUUGUAAAUAUUCUAGGCAUCUGUAAACACUCUGAUGAAGUCUGUAUAGUGUGACUAACCCACAGGUUGGUUUACAUUAAUUUUUUUAAAAAAAUGGGAUGUCAUAUUGAAAACUAUUUCACCAGAGUUUUAAAAAAAUAAAAGGGUAUUGUUUUUGUCCUGUACA